Nestor notabilis (Kea) is the source of this 1232-nucleotide messenger RNA. It is a transcript of the gene RRP15, whose product is annotated as ribosomal RNA processing 15 homolog (S. cerevisiae). Lineage: Eukaryota; Metazoa; Chordata; Aves; Psittaciformes; Psittacidae. The annotation marks the transcript as partial. Gene Ontology annotation, biological process: maturation of 5.8S rRNA; maturation of LSU-rRNA. The transcript is spliced from 4 exons. Gene Ontology annotation, cellular component: preribosome, large subunit precursor. The record is from RefSeq and is a predicted model, not a curated record.
AUUCAGAGUUAAGCUCAGGGCUUCCAGAAGACAGCUACUCAUCAGGAGGUGAAGCCCUGGAUGGUGAUGAUGAAGAUGAAACAGCAGCCCUUGGCAAUGAGGUUGAAGAGGCAACAAGCUCCGAAGCUGGCCCAAGUGCAGGCUGGGCAGAUGCCAUGGCAAAAGUGCUCAACAAAAAGAUUCCACAAAACAAGUCCACCAUCUUGGCCAAGAAUAAAAACCUGGAGAAAGAGAAAGCAAAGGAAAAACAAGAAAGGCUGGAGAAGAGGAUGAAGCUCGAUAAAAAGCGGGAGUGGGAAAUGAUGUGCCGAGUGAAGCCAGAUGUUGUCAAAGACCGAGACAGAGAAAGAAAUCUUCAGAGAAUUGCCACAAGAGGAGUUGUACAGUUAUUUAAUGCUGUCAGGACACACCAAAAGAACAUUGAUGAGAAGGUGAAGAAAGCUGGGACAUCUGACAGGCAGCGUGCUAAACUGCUGUCAUCUGUUUCAAAGAAAGAUUUCAUCGAUGUCUUGAGAAAUGCAGAGGGUGCUAAAGGAAGCAAGAAUCCUGCUGGAAAGGCCACAAAAAAUAAACAGGGCGAAGUGAAGUCUGAAGAGGGUCCAGAAUGGAAUAUACUGCGUGAUGACUUCAUGAUGGGAGCAUCUAUGAAAGACUGGGACAAGGAAAGCGAUGGAGAGGGCAGUAUUGAAGAAGGAGGUGGUCUGAAACAAGAAGAUGACAGUGACUGAAUGGAACUGAAAACCAUUCAAGAUAAUGUUUUAUCUUCUUUAUUUUCUUUGGAUAAAAAGCCAGCAUUCUGUGAAUGUACAACACUUGGAGGAUAUCUUUUUAAAGAAAAAAUGGAAAAGACUUGCACAACUUUGGAGUGUUUUCUCCUUCAUGUCAGACUUUUAUUUAAUACAGCUUCAUUUGCUAUACUGAAAUCCUGAAAUAUUUUCCAAAACAUGCAUAAUUUUCAACAUAUUUCCAAAACAUUUUGUACAGUCAAAAUAGUGGCACCUGCCCAAUGAAAGACUGAUUUUGCCAAGGUCAUUAAAAGUUUAUACAUUAGUCAUGGCAAGUGAUGUAUUAGUGUGCCUGCUUUUCCAAAUCAGCGUUGCACAUUGAAAGUUGUUAGCAAUUCACAAUAGAAAUGGCUUACAAUAAACACAGAAAUGCCGUCACCUUGUAAAGUUAUCAGACUCCUCUAAAGUCUUUACUACUUUGGCCAGAAAAGGUUUUGUAGAUAAUAA